AUGACAAGUGCUCUGAGCUUCACCUUGCAACAACUGACAGAUGCCCCCUCUGCAUCUGGGAUUGUAAGACGAGGCACACUUCAGUUCUCAAAAAAGGCCAAAACUAUUCAAACCCCUGCAUGUUUGACAUAUACCGUCCGAGGCUCAGUCCCGCAUCUUGUUGCAGAGAAUGUCAAACUCUUGCCUGUCCAACUCCUGCAAGUGACACUCGAGCAGUUCGUUGAAGAAAAGGAACCAAUGUCAUUCAAGUAUCCUCAUGGCAUUCACAAAUAUUUGAAUCUCGAGCUUGAUCACCUUGUAUUCUGCGAUAUGCGUGAUCCAAUGAAGCAGGAAGCUGUCACUUUUAAUACCGAUAAAUACCUGUCCGUAUCUACUCAUGGUGGUGUACGUCAGAUCACACCUGAAAUGUGGGCUCAAGCCAUGAAGGCUUACAACCCUGACAUGUGUGCGCUCAUGGCCGAUAUCGUGACAGACAACGAUGCCAAAUUGAAGCGGAUAAAACGUUCUGUGGAUAGAUCUCUUCGUUGGUUAGACGAUAUACUUCCAAAAGCAAAGGAAAUUGGAAUUCCUGUAUUUGCUCCGGUUGUAGGUCACACAAGUGAAGAAGAGCGUGCACGAUCUGCUGUCAGCACUGCAGAGAGAGAUGUGGAUGGAUUUACUGUAAAUGUUAUUGGACUUGGACUCGGAAAUGAAGCUACUCUUAAGCUUGCAAAGGCCUCUUUGAGAAACCUCCCUAAAAACAAGCCAAGAAUUGUCUAUGGCUUUGGAACACCAGAGGGUAUUUUGGAUGCUGUUGCCAGUGGCGCUGAUCUAUUUGAUGGCAGCUAUGCGUACAAGGUUACAGAACAGGGGCGUGCCAUGAUUUUCAAAUUUGGUGAAAUUUCUGCGGAUAACACAGCCAGAGACAAGCCCAAGACCGUCAAUCUUUGGGAUCCCAGUAUGUCCCACUCCUUUGAAGUACUUGAUUCGACCUGUGGAUGUUACGCAUGUAAUGCAUCCCACACAAAGGCUUAUAUUCAUCAUUUGCUGAACGCACAUGAAAUGUUGGGACCGAUCCUGUUGAUGAGCCACAAUGUUUACCAAUUGGAUAACUUUAUGGCUUCAAUCCGUAAGAGUAUUGAUGACAACCGAUUUGAGUCAGACCUUACCCGGUUUAUGGAAUAUUACAACCACGUAGAAGAAGGCGAUGGCAUGCGUAACCACCAAGAUGAAAUUGAUGUGGAGUCUCUUGGAACACCACUGAAAAAGAAAAGGACUUUACUACUUUAAUAUCCCCAACCUCAAAUUCAUCUCUUUCUCUCACUCUCCUUAUUUUCAUUCCAAGAUAUAUAUAUAAUUUUUUCAAUUUUUUUUGAAACAAAUCACUUUUUCUGGGACUACGUUAAAACAAGAUUAUCAGAUCAAACAGGUACAACUUGUAUAGUUCGAUGUAUCUACAUACUGCUUUUGAAAAAAGAAAUGGAAACAUGGUCUUUAAAAAA
Messenger RNA from Phycomyces blakesleeanus NRRL 1555(-), 1481 nucleotides. RefSeq lists its product as hypothetical. Bases 1 to 1269 code for a protein of 422 amino acids. The transcript has 8 exons. The record is from RefSeq and is a predicted model, not a curated record. Gene Ontology annotation, molecular function: tRNA-guanosine(34) queuine transglycosylase activity. NCBI's taxonomy places the organism in Eukaryota, Fungi, Mucoromycota, Mucoromycetes, Mucorales, Phycomycetaceae.